AGAUUUUCUCUCACUUCACAUCCACUCACUCAUAAAAUCACUCCAAGUGGUGCAUUUGCCAAGUAAUCUUGAAAAGCAGCACUUGUUUUCUCACUCUCUCCAGCGAGCUUUAUAGAAGGGAAAGAGAGAUGGCAGCUGCAACAUCUGGUGCUGUUUUAAAUGGAUUGGGAUCUUCAUUCUUCUGUGGAGGGAAAAGGAGCCAAACCCUUCUGGCCACUGCCAUUGGAGGCAAAGUUGGUGGUGCUGUUACCCCAAGAAGAUUCAUUGUUGCAGCUGCAGCUGCACCAAAGAAGUCAUGGCUCCCUGGUGUUAGAGGUGGUGGGAAUUUCGUUGACCCAGAAUGGCUUGAUGGAUCGCUACCGGGUGACUAUGGUUUUGACCCUCUAGGCCUUGGUAAGGACCCAGCAUUUCUCAAAUGGUACAGAGAAGCUGAGCUGAUUCAUGGAAGGUGGGCAAUGGCUGCAGUUGUUGGCAUAUUUGUGGGGCAGGCAUGGAGUGGAAUUCCAUGGUUUGAGGCUGGAGCUGAUCCCAGUGCUAUUGCUCCUUUCUCCUUUGGUACUCUUUUGGGAACACAGUUGCUUCUCAUGGGGUGGGUUGAGAGCAAGAGAUGGGUGGAUUUCUUCAAUCCAGACUCACAGUCAGUGGAGUGGGCCACUCCAUGGUCAAGAACUGCUGAGAACUUUGCAAAUGCCACAGGUGAUCAAGGCUACCCAGGAGGCAAAUUCUUUGACCCCUUGGGCUUGGCUGGAACCAUCAAGGAUGGGGUUUACAUUCCUGAUAGAGACAAGCUAGAAAGAUUGAAAUUGGCUGAGAUUAAGCAUGCCAGGAUUGCUAUGUUGGCUAUGCUCAUUUUCUACUUUGAGGCUGGACAAGGGAAGACCCCCCUUGGUGCUCUUGGCUUGUAAAUUAAACCAAUUCAUGUAGAUAAUUGAAUUGAGAGGCUAGACAGUUGCAAAUCAACCUUUGUUUUUUGUUUUUUGUUUUUUUUUUUUUUGUGUGUGUGUGUGUGUGUUACCCCAUGACAAAUUCAAAUUCUAUGCACUAAUAUUGGAUGCCUUCUUGUGUCUGUAUUGUAAUGUAACCAUCGUAUAAAUACUUUCAUUUACUUUUCCUUCCCAAACCACCCGUAGUGAAAGUGAUACAGGAGACUUGAAAAUGAAAAAAAUGCGUUUACCCAUGUACGUGUAGCCAAUUCAUACACACUGUUUUAAAUAUCUUCGUCAUAUGUAAUAGAGUAAAACUGAAUGCAUAGAUUAGAUUGACACCAAUAAGUACUGUGGAAACAAAUCUGGAUAAGAGAACAUACGGAUAGGUGCAAACGGGUUCAUCGAUCAAAGAUUAUCUCGCACUAAAUAACCAAAGCAAAGCCAUAUAGAACAAAUGUUUAGAUAGAUUUCAUUGAAAAGGCAUACAUUAAAUGUUCACAUUGUUGUGCAUUCGAAAGCAGAACAUUUAAUUAAAAGAUGAAACAAAAUCAACUCUAUUCCAGUUUGGAAGGAAGGAAUAUGUCUACUUAUUAACUCCCCAUAGCCAUCAAAAAUUCACCCUCACACACAACAUCACCUCCAACAAAUGCCUUCCCUUCCAUCUUUGCUAUUCCAAAUCGCUUUUGCAGCUUAGUAAGUGUCAUUCUCAUAACCAAGGUGUCUCCUGCAAUUACAGGCUUACGAAACCGCACUUUAUCUAUUCCAGCAAAGAAGAAGUUUUCACGAGAACCUCCUACUUCCGGUUGCAACAUGACCAAACCACCAACUUGUGCCAUUGCCUGCAGCAAAAGACAUUUAUGUCCACUUUUAAAUCAGAUUAUUACAACACAAAUCAUACAAGACUUUUCCCCCCUAUUCUUUACUUGCAUAGAUUCCAGAUUGACAUAGUUCCUGGCCAAAUGAAACUUAUACAAAGGUUUUUUGGCAUACUUACAGCUAAUUUAGAAAGUUAGAAACAACAAUUGUUCAUUUCAAUACAAAAGGUCUUUUAGAAGUUGGAACCUAAGCAGUACAGUUCAGUGAAUGUAAACAAGCCUGACCAUCUAACAAGUAAUCAUAAGUAAUUGUAUGCUGAUCCAAUCAAGAUGAAAGAAGAUACAAAUACCAGUUUUAUAUACAAGGGUCCAGGUUAGAUAAACUUCUGAACAAACACAAGAAAUAAAAAAUAAAAAUAAAAAUAAAAUAAGGAGGUAAAAUAAAAAAAAACUUCUCUCACAAGUUAAAAUCAACAUAGAUGCCUCGAGUUUUGAAGAAUACAAAUGAGAGAGCUUCCAAAAAUGUAGAGGUGCAAAAGUUGAUUUCAACUUAUGAGAGAAGUUUGAUUCAUUUACUUCCUAAUUUUCUUCUCCUGAAAAGUUUAUCCAAACUGAACCUAUAUUUGGGCUCUUGCAGAUGUUCUUAUCAGUUAUCACAUUUACAAUGGCAAAAUCUAAGCUAGACAGUAGACAGCACAUCUAGGGACAAACUGUCAUUUGAAUAUAAUGCACUCAACCCAGCAAAAUGCAUGCAUAUUAGUAUUUAGUACUACAAUUAAAUUUCAUUUCCUAUUAAAGUAAGAACUGCAGAUGCCAUAGAGGAGAUGUCUAUGUUUAACUCAAUAGGUAGAUAUGUCUAAGCUACAUAUAUGAUCUUGAUCAGGUAGAUAUUAGUUAUUGACAAGUAUCAGAAUCUAGCAUGGAACCAUGGAGGAACAUGCUCCUUUACAAAAGAAGAGCUAAAAGUAUUGCUACCUAAAACUACUACUUGAAAAAAAAAGAUCCAUGCAAACAUUCAAAAGCUAUGAAAACAGGCCAGGAAGGAUCAUGUUCUACACAUGGCCCCAACAACAUUAUUUAUGAACAAUUAAUACAUAUAUACAGCACCUGUGUACUUGACAGCUCUGGCUAAAAACAGGAGUCGGGGAGCAUGCCAAACAUGUAAACCAAGUCAAGAAUUUUUCACUUACAAAUCCCAAUUAGAACUCAUGGUCCAAGAACUACAAGAUCAUUUAAAAAUUCCUAUCCCAUGUGACUACAAAUAUUUCUCCUCUAGUUCAAGCCUUUUUUUACCCUUUGUCGGUUGACACAAAGCAUGCAUAAUAAAGAAGUUCAUUCUUUUAGCGCAUUUUCAAUUUAUGACAAAAUAUGUAAUAAAGAGAAUACAUAUAGGAAAAAACUUACAUUUACCAUAUCCAGUACUACAAGCAUGACUACACUGGCAAGGAGACAUAUAUGGUAACAGUGAGAUUAUAAUAAUAACAUUGUUUCUUUUUGUAGAAGAAAACAGUAAAAUUUACAGCUUCAUACAGCAAGCAAGAAGGUAUUAAAUGAUGAAAGACAUUGACUGCAACUUCUUCAAAUUUAUCACAAAUUAUCAUUCAUGUUUAGGCAAAUUAAUAGGCUCUCUCAUUUGCUGCUACUGUUAGACCUCUUUAACAGAUGGUGCACUUUUUAAUUUGCACAUUGGUCUAGUUGGAUAAACUUCUCAAUAAGGACUUAUAGGAGUCAAAUAGUAAGUAGUAAAAUGAAUUAAACUCCUCCCAUAAAUUAAAAAUAACUUAUGCUUCUCUAUUUGUUAAAAAGUUAUCGCAUUUUACUUCUCGGAAUCUUGAAGAGUAUAAAUUUUCAUUUAACUUAUGAAAAAAAUCUUAUUCAUUUUUUGUAUUAACUAUUUUUUUCCUAUAAGUACUUCUCUAGAAGUUAAUCCAAAUUGGAUUAUUGUCACUGCAAGCAAUCACACCAGCAUGAAUCAAUUAAGAGAGGUUUACUAGAACUAAGUUAAUUUAAUCUACUCUGUCAGUUGCCUGAUAUGAUUAUGCUUAAAUUUUUUUAAAGAAUCUCCACUCCAGCUGCAAAUAAACAAGCUUCACAAACAUAAAAGAGUCUAGGAUAAUUGCAACCAUGACACUUCAUGGUUUAAACAAAUGGAUAUAUUCAAGCAAAGCAAUAUAUAUGGACGAUAUAUCACAACCUUUAUACAACUAAAUUAAAGUCUAGACAUUGUAACAAAUGGAUAUUCCAUUUUGUUUGAUCCAAUAAACAGCUAACCACAGUGAAAAAACACAAGAAUUAUCAUCCCAUGUUUACAGAGAAGACAAGGGCAACAUAAUAAAUAAGGAAGAGGGAUAAGAAAAAGGUAAAGUUCAGUACCUCAA
Molecule: messenger RNA, 4119 nt
Organism: Abrus precatorius (Indian licorice)
Lineage: Eukaryota; Viridiplantae; Streptophyta; Magnoliopsida; Fabales; Fabaceae
Product: chlorophyll a-b binding protein CP24 10A, chloroplastic
Exons: 2
Coding region: 129-905 (258 amino acids)
Biological process (GO): photosynthesis, light harvesting in photosystem I; response to light stimulus
Cellular component (GO): membrane
Source: RefSeq, a predicted model, not a curated record